Mizuhopecten yessoensis (Yesso scallop) is the source of this 956-nucleotide messenger RNA. Its product is annotated as tripartite motif-containing protein 10-like. The transcript has 2 exons. Gene Ontology annotation, molecular function: metal ion binding. Lineage: Eukaryota; Metazoa; Mollusca; Bivalvia; Pectinida; Pectinidae. The record is from RefSeq and is a predicted model, not a curated record. Bases 24 to 629 code for a protein of 201 amino acids.
UGAAAUGCAGAACGGCGCAGAUCAUGACUGACGUACUGACCAAUGGCUGUGUUACGGAGGUGUUGACCGAGCUGUGUCCACUUUGUGAGGAGGACAUAUUCCGGCCUCGGGCUCUCCCGUGCUCCCAUAGAUUCUGCCUGGAGUGUCUUGACUCCUACAUCUUUCGGAAAACUUCAAACACAUCUGUCGCCCUCACUUGUCCAAAGUGUGAUAGAAUUGCAAGACCAGUGCGCCCGGACUCAGUUCGUGGAUUCUGGGCGGAGGAGUUCCCGGAAACAAACGUUCCGAAGAGCAAGGGUCUUGCCUUCGGCGUUCCCGCGUGUCUGCCGUGUCAGGAAAAAGGCGAUGACGUAGCAGCCUCUGAUUGGUGCCGGAACUGUAAGGUGUUAUUCUGUUCGUUCUGCCGAAAGUUCCAUGAUUCCAUCCACAGGCGUCACGUGGUGUUUGAUGUACGAGAAUACCAGCGCAGGGAGGCUUUCUUCAGAGGCAAGUCGUUCAUCUCAAAGAAAAAGGAGGAGAAAAACUUUAUCUGCAACUUCCGAUUUACUCGUGCAUGUAGCCUGACACGUUUGUUUCCAACAGCUUCCAUUGUUGGUAAAGGUGUGAGAUUCGAGUCUAUGGACCGUUAACGUAGCACGGAGUUAUCCAUUAGACCGUUAACGUAGCACGGAGUUAUCCACUAGACCGUUAACGUAGCACGGAUUUCUCCAUUAGACCGUUAACGUAUCACGGAGUUCUCCAAAAGACUUACUUUGUCCUCUCCAACAAUAUUCCAGUCAAUAGAUGAAAAUGAACCUUCGCUUUUGAAUAACACAUGGAUGGGACUUAUAUACUUCGUUAUUCGGAAAACAAGAAUGGUGUAAUUCGCUAUCUAGUGUGUACAUCAUCAGCUAUCUACACGUGUAUAUGAAAGUAUUAAAUGUUUGCAAUUAACAUAAUGAUGUUGUUUACAUAAU